Molecule: messenger RNA, 4992 nt
Organism: Xenopus laevis (African clawed frog)
Lineage: Eukaryota; Metazoa; Chordata; Amphibia; Anura; Pipidae
Product: synaptotagmin-1
Exons: 13
Coding region: 662-1951 (429 amino acids)
Source: RefSeq, a predicted model, not a curated record
GGGCUGCUAGAUCCAUGCUUGGCCCCGCCUUCUCACUGGAGGGAUGCCGGAGAGGCUGCAGUCUGUGAUGCUCCAGUUCUAACAACCUGGUGUCAUCCUCAUCCCAGUCUCCCCUGUAACGAGAGCACAAACUUGGGCACAUGAGCCAUUGCUGGGUGAGAGGAGCCUUGACAAGCCGUAUAUAGGUACAGUGAGCAAUAAGGAUCAGCUGAGAGACUGUACACAUUGCCCAUCUCUUCUCUAUCACUGCACAUAGGGGUCUGUGCUGCUGCUUCUCUAUAUGAGGAAGGAAGCCAGGGACCACUUCCAGGCUCCAAGGCAGCAGGACUGAAGGACUGGUAGCUCUCUGCCAGUGAACUGGACCUAUUUGAUACUUGAACGUGAAAUAGAGCAUUAAGAUGUUUGUGCUCCUGAAGUGUACAGACACUUUGUAAGGCAGAAGGCAAGCAAGUGGUUUCCAAUAAGGCUGGAAAGCAAAAAUAAAGAUUAGAAUAAGAAGUAUUCAUUAUAACCGACUACAUAUUUCAACCAAAGUAUUUCUGACAGAAAAAUUGAACAGCAAAAGAUUAUAAAAGACACAAACCAUCUAUAAGAAACAAGAGCUUGUCUCCAAAAGAGCUAACUGUGAUAACAAGACUGCUUUAAGUUUUCUGGGGCCAAAAUGAAAUUAAGCGAAAGUCGCCGGGAGGUGUUGGAAGAACUGCAAACAACUGUAUCCGCACCUGCAUUACCGAAUAAUGCCACUGAAUCUGUUACACCUGGAGGAGGCAAAGAUAAUCACUUUUCUAAGCUGCGAGAAAAGUUCAUGAAUGAACUGAAUAAAAUUCCAUUGCCACCAUGGGCCUUAAUAGCGAUAGCCAUAGUCGCAGUACUUCUCAUCCUUACCUGCUGCUUUUGUGUCUGCAAGAAAUGUUUAUUGAAAAAGAAGAACAAGAAGAAGGGCAAAGAAAAGGGAGGAAAGAAUGCUAUUAAUAUGAAAGAUGUAAAAGAUUUAGGAAAGACAAUGAAAGACCAGACCUUAAAGGAUGAUGAUGAUGAUGAUGACGACGAUGCAGAAACUGGUUUGACUGAUGGAGAAGACAAAGAGCAACCCAAAGAAGUGGAAAAGCUAGGGAAGCUUCAGUAUUCGCUGGAUUAUGAUUUUCAAAACAAUCAGCUGAUGGUGGGGAUAAUUCAAGCUGCUGAGCUGCCUGCUUUAGAUAUGGGAGGUACUUCAGAUCCAUAUGUGAAACUGUUCCUUAUGCCAGAUAAAAAGAAGAAAUUUGAAACAAAGGUCCACAGAAAAACCCUUAAUCCUGUCUUCAAUGAACAGUUCACUUUCAAGGUGCCCUAUGCUGAACUGGGAGGAAAAACAUUGGUAUUGACAGUGUACGACUUUGAUCGUUUCUCCAAGCAUGACGUUAUCGGGGAUGUAAAAGUUCAGAUGAACACGAUAGAUUUUGGUCAUGUGACUGAAGAAUGGCGGGAUUUAGUUAGUGCUGAAAAAGAAGAGCAAGAAAAACUGGGUGACAUCUGCUUUUCCCUCCGCUACGUACCUACGGCUGGCAAGCUAACAGUUGUUAUUCUCGAGGCAAAGAACCUAAAGAAGAUGGAUGUUGGUGGUUUAUCAGAUCCAUAUGUGAAAAUUCACCUAAUGCAGAAUGGUAAGAGACUGAAGAAAAAGAAGACAACAAUCAAAAAGAAUACACUCAACCCCUAUUAUAAUGAAUCUUUUAGCUUUGAAGUGCCAUUUGAACAAAUACAGAAAGUCCAAGUUGUCGUUACUGUUUUGGACUAUGACAAGAUUGGAAAAAAUGAUGCUAUUGGCAAAGUGUUUGUGGGCUACAAUGGCACAGGUGCGGAGCUCCGACACUGGUCAGAUAUGCUGGCCAAUCCAAGGCGACCAAUUGCACAAUGGCAUACUUUACAACCCGAAGAGGAAGUGGACGCAAUGCUUGCAGUCAAGAAAUAAAGAACAAACCGUCCUUUCUGCAGUUGCUCACAUAGUGCUCUUUAGCCAGUAUAUGUAAAUACCUCAGUAGGAUGGGUCGUCUCAUGUCUUACCAUGCAUUCCUUUUCCAAAUCAGACAUAACUAGCCAUUUUUUGCACAAAUUUAAUUGUCCUUACUUCCCUCAAGAACAAUAUUAAUGUGUAUCUCACAAAUGCCCUCUUAAUGUUCUUUUAAGCAAUAUAGUGUGUAGAUAGAGCAUGACUCAAUUUAUUAUCACACUCUUGUAAAUACCAGUAUGCCAACAUUUAUUUCAAGUCUGUGUAUUUGUAUGUUGUAAGUGUUUCUUAAUAUGUGUAUACUUAGAUGUUUUUAAUAAGAUGUUCUAUUUUAAAUUAUGUAAAUUGACUAAAUAGAAAAGAGUUAAUAAUAUAUUACAGGUUAUCUAUUGUAUCGUCCGCAUUCCAGAAGAAAUUCCAACUUGUAAGGCACUAGUAAAGUUGCACUGACAUCUUAAAGGACAACUUAAAUCUGAGCUCCACCAGAUACAUUCGAUUUAUAGAGACGCAUACAUUCCUCAUUAUGAGUUAAUUGGUUCCCAUUUGUAGAGUUCUGUCAGAAGCAACCAAUCAGAUGAGAGCAGCUCUAUCCGUAGCGGCCCCUCAGUUCAACAUAGUCACUAGUUGCCAAGUAAAUGGCAUAUGUAUAUAAGUGUUAACUUAAAUGCUCAAAUAUGUAUUUUUAGAGUUGGGGAAGAGAGGGGUAGUAAAGGGGAAUAAAUCUUUAAUAAUAUACAUAAUACACAGAAAAAGGGAGAGGGGUUUCCAGCUUUUCUCUAUGUGUCACAUGUAAGAAAACAGACAUCUUUCAUUACAGUCAUCUCUGUAAAUUUUAGCUUUCAGUAUAACGUCCGUCUUGUGAUUUGUCUGUGUAAUCCCACAUGUUUUAUGUACGUUGGGGUACAAAAUACAAAUUGUGAGGCAUACUGAGCUAGCAACGCAUUGUGCAAUUAUUACACGCAUACCAUUUUCAUAGUUCACAAACAGUAUUGUGACCCAAUAUAUAAAGACUAAACUGACUUAGCCAUAAUUCUGAAUGCACUUCAAGUAAAGCCAAAACAGCUAGUGAACUUUUUUUAUAUACUAUUUGUAUAAAGAGUUUUAAUUUGUCCUUUAAAAAUGGUAUUAACAAAGAACAAGUGCUAGCAUACUGGAGCACCCUCUUGUGUAUACUAGAUGCUCAUUUCAGGAGGAGUUUUUAAAUGUUUUCAAUGUUAUUAUGUAGUAAAUGGCACUAUUAUGAAGCUAUUAGUCAUUCCAUAAGGCUCUUUAUCCAUUGGGUGCCAGAGUGAGAUCUAACCAAGAGAAUUCCAAAUGAAAUGAGCACCAUCAUGGCAUCCAAUGGAUUUAAGGACUGCUCUGUGUAUCACUGUGACUGCCGUGUGUGCUUAGAUAAAACGUAGUUCUCUCAGUGAAUAGCAAUCAAUUCUUUAGUGAUAUUGUACUGAUAUACUGCCAUCUCUUUCUACUGCACUGCUGAAGGAGAGCAUAGCACAAAUAGGUUACUAUGGACCAAUUUGAAUCUGGGAGCUAUGCUGGAACUUGGAUUAAAAAUAUAGGUAGAUCUCGCAGCAUUUUUAGCACUGUGCAAUGUAGUCCAAGAAUUUCCUCUACAAUGAUAAUCCAGUUAUAGGGUAAUAUAAUAUAAUUCACGUAUAGCCCAGAAUAUCCAUAUCAUAUGUUGGUCAGGGUUUUGCCCUUAACCAUAAGGAUUUUUUAUCUGUGUAUGUAAUUAUUAUUUUAAUGACAUUGUUGUUAAACUGAGCAACAAACAAGGGCAUUAUACACCCAAGUUACUUUAUGUAGAGUCGGAAUAUCUUUAUGAAUAAGGAUUGUAUAAGUACACCAGUAACUUUGCCAAUGUUCAUAAAUUGGAUAUAUUAAAUACAAGAUGUGUUAGUGAUAAAGUUCAGCUAUUUUAUUUUAGCAGCAACUGUUAUGGUUUCAUGACAAGCUCUAUUCGCUUUAUUGGCACCUGGUAUUUCUGGCCCUCCAGGGCACAUGGAAUGUAGGACACAGGUCUGCGUGCUGCUUAAUAUGAAAUAGUGGGCUAUGAUUAUACAUUGCAACUGACCAAAAUGCAUCAGUUUUUUUUUUCCCAUUUCUUGGUUAUAUAUGUGUAAAUCAAAUGCACAACAUGCAGGUCCAGCCCAGUAACAUAUCAGAUGCACCCAAACCUGCCAAAUAUUUCCCAGCAUUCCUCUUUGAAUUGAAUUUUUUAGGGUUAAUACAUUGUGCAAUGUGGUGCAUAAAUCUCUACAACCACACAGUUAUAUUCCUUCUUCUAUCUCCAUUUGAAAUGCAAACGUUGCCCAUAAACCAGCUAACCCUCCAAUAUAUCUGACUUGCUGACCAAAUAUGGGCAUACAGUAGUACACUUAAAGGGUCAUUUAUUAACUACAGGGCAGGGUGCAAAAAAGGCACCAUCUGAUGUGUUUUGGACCCUGCCUUGCAUCUUGAAAUAUUGAUGCAAGUCUCUGAAAAUAUUACAGAGAAUGCAUGUGCGAACCUUGUAUUCAGGGGUGGCAUGUAGGCUCCUUAGUGCACUGGGUUGCACAGAUUUUAGCACAGCUUGACACAAUGCAUUAUUAUCCCUUAGAAUGAUUAUUUAAAGUGGAAUGUUAUGAUCUACAUUGCUUUUUGCCCAGUGUAAGGUUUUCUCUAUAUUGAAAAGCCACAUCUACCUUUUGGACAACGCUGUGUAAAGUCUUAGAAUCUGAUGCUGUAGAAAUCCUAGUUGCCUUUGUGUAUACUUACUGCCUGCUUGAGUGUUUUUAUGUGUGAGUUUUUCUCUUGUAUCUCGUAGAAACGUUCAGGUGUUUACUCUUGCCAUAAGGCUCGUGUCCCACGGGCUGACAACGUUUGCUGUGUAUACCUUCAUUUUUGAUGAACUGGUUACAAUUUAGUUUCACUUUGUGUAGUGAAUCCCACUGUAAAGUUUUCUGAUUGUUGUUAAAAAUCUAAACAUAUUCAACAAAUAUUCAAUAAAAAUAUUUUAUUUCCGG